AUGGCGACCGAGUUGACCGUCCAGUCGGAACGUGCGUUCCAGAAGCAGCCUCACAUCUUCAACAACCCCAAGACCCAGGCGAAGAGCAAGAAGGGUGCUCAGGGCCGCCGUUGGUACAAGGAUGUUGGUCUUGGAUUCCGUACCCCCAAGACCGCCAUUGAGGGCUCUUACAUCGACAAGAAGUGCCCCUUCACUGGUAUGGUCUCCAUCCGUGGCCGUAUCCUGACCGGCCGUGUCGUCUCCACCAAGAUGCACCGUACCAUCAUCAUCCGCCGUGAAUACCUCCACUACGUCCCCAAGUACAACCGUUACGAGAAGAGACACAAGAACCUCGCCGCUCACGUCUCUCCCGCUUUCCGUGUUGAGGAGGGUGACUGGGUUACCGUCGGCCAGUGCCGUCCCCUGUCCAAGACUGUCCGUUUCAACGUCCUCCGUGUCCUGCCCCGUACCGGCAAGGCCGUCAAGUCGUUCAACAAGUUCUAA
Molecule: messenger RNA, 483 nt
Organism: Aspergillus terreus NIH2624
Lineage: Eukaryota; Fungi; Ascomycota; Eurotiomycetes; Eurotiales; Aspergillaceae
Product: 40S ribosomal protein uS17
Exons: 3
Coding region: 1-483 (160 amino acids)
Biological process (GO): translation
Cellular component (GO): ribosome; cytosolic small ribosomal subunit
Molecular function (GO): structural constituent of ribosome
Source: RefSeq, a predicted model, not a curated record